AAAAUAAAUUGAUUGAUUGAUUGAACCUAUGAAAGCGAACCUAAGAAAGCGUCAUGCCUUGCACCGUGACAGGUGCAGUCCAUUGGCAUUGGCAGGCGCCGCUGCACAGCUAGCUAUCCCAAGAUUGUGAUGAUGCCAUUGCUGCUGGAGUGCUUCCUGCCGCCUCUUGAAAGCCCAUACCGUAUGGGUGCCGAACAUAGGGCAGCUGGCUGUACGCAAUUGAAGCUUGAGAUUCGAUGGGAGAUGCCUGCAUGUCCUGACACAACAUAGAUCAGGAAAUUGCAGGAAUUCCUGAGAGGCGGGCUAUGUGAGCAAGCUGCCGUCCUCUUUCAUCGUCAGUCCCUAACCAGCUCGUCGCCGACAGCCAGAGCUACCCGUGCAUCGAAAUAUUGAAACCACUGGCUUUACAUGCUGAUUUAUUUUUGAGAUUUGCAUCCAUCUGAGAGGAUGCCUCCGUCACCUUGCAGUGGAUGAAAGCAUAGCGGCUAUGACGCGGAAUGAAGUAUCUGAGUUUGCCGGCUUUCGUAUUGGCGGAGAGGUUCACCGAACAUCGCACUCGGUGGUCUUUCGGGCCUUGCGCGAGGACGGUAAUACCUGGGUGGUCCUGAAGACUGUGCCGGCAGCGGUUACGUCCCCUGCAGCACGAGCACGGCUGCAUAGAGAAUAUGACAUCACCAAAGAUUUGCAGGAGUGUCCGUAUAUUGCGCGUCCGAUUGAAGUGGUGGAAUAUGCCGGACGAACGGCCUUGGUCCUGGAAGACCUGGGAGCCACAUCGCUAAAGGCGUAUGUCAAGGGAGCCAAGCUGAGUGUGCAUGACGUGUUGAAACUGGGAACGUGUAUCGCCAGUGCGCUCGAGCACCUUCACAAGGCCGGCCUCAUCCACCAAGAUGUAAAGCCAGCCAACGUGCUGGUCGUAGAUCAGCUGGCGGCGAUCAAGCUCACUGACUUCUCCAUCUCGAGCCGGCUGACGGAAGAGAGCUCCAUGCUCGUGCCCUCGGAUGUAAUGAAGGGGACUGCGGCAUAUAUCAGCCCUGAGCAGACGGGGCGCGUGAAUCGGGCGGUGGACACGCGCACCGACCUCUACUCGUUGGGCGUGAUGCUGUACGAGCUCCUGACGGAGCACCGCCCAUUCCGCACCGAGGACUUGCAGCAGCUGUUGUACCAGCACAUCGCGGUGGUCCCGCAGCCUCCGACCGCAGUCGAUCCUAGCGUCCCUCUUGCCGUGUCGCACAUCGUGAUGAAGCUGCUGGAAAAAGACGCGGAGGCGCGCUACCAGACGGCCGCGGGGUUGCGCGCGGACCUGCAGACCUGCCUGGACAUGCUCGCGAAAGGAGACUUGCAGCCGUUUCCGUUGGGCAGGCUCGACCAUGUCGGCCGGCUACGUGCCCCAGACCGCAUCCUCGGGCGCGCCUCAGAAGCCGCGCAGCUGCGCGCCAGCCUGGCGCGCGUUGCGAGCUGCAGAACGUUGAACGUGGUGCUGAUCACGGGUUACAGCGGCAUUGGCAAAACGGCGCUGGUGGAAGAAUCGGUGGCCACCAGCUGCGGCCUGGGCGCGCUUGCCCGGGGCAAGUUCGACCAGUACAGCCGCGACACGCCUUUCAAGGCCGUCACUGCGGCGAUGCAGGGUUUGCUGAAGCAGGUUUUAGGGGAGCCGGGAGGCACUGUCCGGCGGUGGCGCGACCAGCUGCAGCAGGCGCUGGGCACAAACGGGCGUCUCAUGACGGACGUGCUCCCCGCGCUGGGCCACCUUCUGGGGCCGCAGCCGGAGGUGCCGCACACGGACGCAACUCCGGCAGAGGCCAGGUUCUUGGAGACAUUCGUGCGGCUGAUCCGGUGCUGCGCCGAGCUGCGCGCGCCACUCGUGCUGUUCCUCGACGAUCUCCAGUGGGCGGACUUGCCGUCGCUGCGCCUCCUGGAAGCGCUCGCGCGGUACGAACCGGACUUCCCGCUGCUGCUCGUCGGUGCGUACCGCCACCUCGAGGUCGACGAGCGCCACCCGCUGAGGCGGCUCAAGGCCAGCCUGGCGCAGCAGGAGUCGCUGCAGCUGGUGACGUUGCACCUCGGCCCGCUGACGUCAGACGACACGCAGGCGCUGGUGGCCGCGUGCGUACAGCAGGAGGGGCCGUCCGUUGCGGAGCUUGCUCAGGUGGUGCACGACAAGACGGAGGGCAACCCGUUCUACGAGCUGCAGUUUUUGCAGGCGCUAGUGCGUGAGAACCUGCUAUGGUUCGACAAGGACACCGGCGAGUGCAGGUGGGGCGACCCCGAGCAGCUGCGCGCGGCGGCGCAGGUAACGACCAACGUGGUGGACUUCAUGUCCAACGAGCUGUGCACGCGGCUCCCGCCCAACACGCGCUCCGUGCUCUCUCUGGCGGCAUGCCUCGGGGACGGCUUCAGCCUCACAGCGCUCACGCUCAUCACUCACGAGCCCGCCAAGGAGCUGGUUCACAAGCUGCGUCCGGCCUUGACGGCGGGGUUCCUGCUGCCAGUAGGAGAGGAGUACACCGAGCGCUGUGACUGGGACGCUGCGACCCUGAGCGCAGUCCGGUUCCACUUCCGACAUGAUCGCAUCCGGGAGGCUGCAUAUGAAGAGCUUGGGGAAGCGGAUCGUGCGGGCGUGCAUCUGACUGUGGGGCGGCGGCUGCUGGCCGGGCUCAGCGCCGCACAGUGCGAAGAGCACAAGUUUGCCAUCCUGCACCAUUUCAACCAGGCGCUGCCGCUUAUCACCGACCCUGCGGAGCGGCUCAGGCUCGCGCAUGAUAAUCUGGCAGCAGGUAGCAAGGCGAAGGCUGCUACAGCGUACGAGGCCGCCCUGCAACACGUCCGGUGCGCCACGGAGUUGCUAGGGUCAAGCACGGACGCAUGGAGCCGACAUCCCCAACUAGCGCUGGAGAUCCAAGCGGAAGAGGCGGAGUGCCUUUCGCUUACAGGCUCCAACGAAGAGGCUCUCAAGCUGCUGAACGAGCUCAAGGACCGGUUCCAAGGAGACGCUACCAGCACGCUGCGCAUACUGGAGCUGAGAAUACAGGCCCUUACAUUGGCAGGACAGUUGCUCCAAACCCUCCCGGACGCCGCCGAAGGUCUCGCCACGCUGGGCGCCCCCUUACCCUUAACCGACCCCGAGAUCGAAACCGCCAUUUCGGCGGAACAGACACAUUUGGAACAAGCCCUCUCGCGCGUCGGGCCUGCUGACAUCGCCGCCCUCCCCGCAAUGACGUCACCGCGCGAGCUCGCAAUUGUGCGCCUACUGGACCGCCUGACGAUGGCCGCGUAUUGCGCGGGCCGCGUGCGGCUUAUUCACCUCGUCACGCUGCGCAUGCUCGCGCUGGUACUAGAGCGGGGACAUUCUCCGGUGGCCUGUCUGGCGCUCCCGCUUUACGCAAGUUUCUUCCUGAUCCGGCUCAAGCGCUACGACCAGGGACACGCGCUUGGGGCUGCAGCGCUGCGGAUUAUGGACCGGUUUGCGGACCAGACGCGCCGUGGGCAGUUUAACGCUACGCUCGCCACUGCGGUGGCGCACUGGAAGGGCAGCCUCGAGGAGUGCAUCGCCCUAAUGGAGGCCGGUGCCGCCAGCUGCCUAGAUCACGGUGACCACGUAUACGCCGCUUUCAACCUCGCCUUCGCCACGCUGUUUGAGUUCCACCGGGGACUGCCCCUGCCUGCGCUGCGCACGCGAGUGGGCCAGGCCGUCAAGACGCUACUCCGCAUGAAAGAGAAGCAGCAGCUCGGGCUGGCGCUUGCGAUGCAACAAGUCAUCGGGAUCUUGUCCGGCGAAGUGACGACCAAACCGGACGCCCCCUUCUUACAAGAGAACGCCGCCCACCAACUAAACCUCGCGGCCUACUCCGUAGUCAAGGCGGCAGCGCUGUGCCACCUGCAAGACUUCGAGAACGCCCUCGCUGUGGUGGAGGCAGUGGAUCCCAUUCGCGAGGUACUACAGCCGGUGGUAUUCUCGGUUCUGCUUGUCUUUUACGAGGCUGUCGCGUGUGCCCAGCUCCUGCACGCCCAUUCCGGCGACCACCCUCCCCAAGACCGCAGCGCAAAGGUCGCCCACUGGGAGCGCCGACUGCAAAGCGGUGUGGACGCCCUGAAAGAGUACGCAGAGGUGAACCCUGCUUUGCACGAGCACCGCUACUGGCUCACCUUCGCCGAGCAACAGCGCUGGAUGCGCAAUGACGAGGCCGCCGGGGCGGCAUACGAGAAGGCAAUUGCGGCUGCGGAAGAAGCAAACUUUCUGCAGGACGUUGGUUUAGCCCGCGCUCUAGCAUCCCGUCACUGCAGCGCCAUAAAGCGGCCGCUCGCCGCGGCAUGGCAUCUCUCCGAGGCACAGGAUGCUUACGCCGCGUGGGGCGCUCCAGCUGCAGUCCAACGCCUGCCAGCGGUUGCCUCCAACCAAAAGCCCGGGCGACGGCAGCGGUCCGAAAGCCCCGACCAAAGUACUUCCCAAACCACCGACGCAACCGACACCGUGACCACGAACGAGCUGGUCAAGGCGAGCUCCCUCUCGCGCGACAGCGCAGACAUGCGGGCCGUUCUGGCGGCCUCCCAGACCCUGAGCAGCGAGAUCGUUCGCGGGGCUUUGGUGGAGAAACUACUAGACAUCGUGAUGGAGGUUGCAGGGGCUCGCUAUGUGGUGCUCGUGCUUCAACGCCCCAGCGGGGGCGGGUGGUUCCUCGAGGGGAGUGCCAGCGUCGUGGGGCGGUACGAGGAACCUUCGGACGAUAAGCGUGCUGCCACUGGACUCUACUCGCGGUCUGGCGCGCCCGAGGUCCUCACCAAAUUGGCGCCAGUGCCCUUGAGCGCUGCGGACGCACUCGUGCCGCGGGCGCUCGUGUUGUACGUCUCGCGCACGCAGGAGGUGGUGAUGCUCAACGGGGCGUCCAAGAGCGUGACCGUGAAGGACAGCUACCUGGAGAGGCGCAAGCCGCAGUCGGUGCUCUGCAUGCCCAUUGUACGUCACGGAGAAGUGGCGGGCGUACUUUAUGUGGAGCACGAGCUCCUUGCGGACGCUUUCCCGUCCAACCGCAUCCAGACGUUGUCCCUGCUUAGCGCCCAGAUCGCCAUCAGCAUCGAAAACAGCGCCAUGUAUGCUGAGAUGCGGACCCGAGAGGACGAGCUCAUCAUUGCCAAGAACCUGGCGGAAGAGGCGACACGAGCCAAGAGUCUUUUCCUAGCCACCAUGUCACAUGAGAUCCGCACGCCCUUAAACGCCAUCAUUGGCAUGACGUCAUUCCUCCUCGGUACGGAGCUUCCCCAGGAGCAUCAGGAGUGCGUCGAGACUAUCCGCCAGUCGAGCGACCAGCUCUUGACCUUGAUUAGCGACAUCUUGGACUUCAGCAAGAUUGAAGCGCGCACUUUAGAGCUUGAGGCGGCUCCGUUCAGCUUGAGGCAGUGCCUCGAGGAAGCUGCCGAUCUAGUUGCAGCCAAAGCGGCUAGCAAGCAGCUGGAGCUGGCGACAUACACGGAAGCUUCCAUCCCGGAUGUCGUGAUGGGCGACAUUUCAAGGUUGCGGCAAGUGUUGGUAAACUUGUUAAGCAAUGCUGUCAAGUUUACGGAGACGGGGGAAGUUAUCCUUCAAGCCAAAUGCAUUCAGUCGGACAAAAAAGCAGUCACGGUCCAGAUUUCCUGUAAAGAUACUGGCAUCGGAAUCGAGGACAAUCACCUUCCUCGCCUCUUCACGGCCUUCUCUCAAGCCGACGCCUCAACCACCCGCAAGUUUGGGGGCACGGGUCUCGGACUCGCUAUCUCUGACAAGCUCGUCAAGGCAAUGGGUGGACAUUUCGUGGUUCAUAGUGUCCCUGGGGUCGGUGCCACCUUCAGCUUUGCUGUACGAUUGGAAACAACUCAGGGCAUGCCUACGGACGAGCCGAACGCGCCGGACAGAAGGGUCGUGCAGAAUAAGACGUGCUUGAUAGUUGCACGGAACCAUAGCCUGCGGAGUAUCUUGGAGAAGCAGUUGACGGCAUGGGGAGUACGGUGCACUUCGGUGGCUGAUGUGGACGAGGCGGUCAACCUUCUCAAGAAGAAGACCGUCGUUUUUGACUUUGGAGUUGCCGACUUCAGCGCGCUUGACUGCGCAACCAUCGCUGAUAGCACUCUUGUGUUAGAGGCUCCCAGUCUACCAUUGAUCGUACUCAACUCGUGGAUGGAGCUCGAAGCGAAAAAUCAGGAUACGAAGGCCCACCACAUCACGAUUGGGAAGCCUGUGAAGCUGACCCCUCUUCUAGACACCGUGAUCAAGCUCGUGGCGAACGACAGCACUGGGAACACCUCUUCGAAAGCGGUCGGCAUCUCGUCUAUCAAUGGGGCCUUACCACAAAGCUUGGAGUUGGACCCAAAGCUGCGAAGUAUGCUCAAGAUCUUGAUUGCCGAGGACAACGUCGUGAACCAGCGGGUAGCAAUACUUUUAUUGAGGCGGCUUGGGUACACAGCAGACUGUGUUGCGGACGGGCUAGAGUGCAUAAGAGCACUGGAGCGGCAGUCAUACCACGUCGUUCUUAUGGAUGUACAGAUGCCUGUGUUGGACGGGUUACAAGCAUCCCGGACUAUCUGCGAGAGGUGGUCUCGAGAAGAACGGCCAUUCCUGGUCGCAAUGACAGCGAAUGCAAUGCAAGGGGAUCGAGAUCGAUGCCUCGCUGCGGGGAUGGUCGAAUACAUAAGUAAGCCUGUCCGAAUUGAGGAGCUCAGAAGGGUGUUGGACGCACAAGCAAUCGUGGUAGGCACCAGGGCCAAGCUGCAUCCAACGAGUUGAUAUCAGUUGUUUGAUACUAGAAGCGAUCGUGAACAAGCGUCGUCAAAAGUUCCUUUGUCAGGUAUUGUAGACCCCUUUUAUAGGGGUUCGUGCGUCAAGUCCUCAAGAGCCUUACAAACUUGCCAAAGCCUUAAUGGAUCAGAUGUGACAACAAGGUUUGAAGGUAAUACUAACAUCAAAAAAGUAUGUAUUGUACGAUAGUGAGUAUGAUGACGGCUGGGGUUUUAAGAUGCGAGCAAACAUUUGGUAGCUUAUCAAUCCUUACAAAGUUGAGUCGCUGCUUAUGAUGUUUACCAAGUUGGAUCUGCAGGUAAAGAACAUUGUUCCGCAAGCAAUCUAACCAGUUACAAGUGUACUAGAUUGCUAGCCUAGGAGCACUUGUACUCGGUAUUAUGGAUUACCGUCGAAACUCAAUAUUCAACUUACUGAGCUUGUUAAUU
Molecule: messenger RNA, 7191 nt
Organism: Klebsormidium nitens
Lineage: Eukaryota; Viridiplantae; Streptophyta; Klebsormidiophyceae; Klebsormidiales; Klebsormidiaceae
Source: the annotation of a GenBank genome assembly